AUGGCUUGCAUGGAGCUUCUCUACCUGGCUGAGGAGAGCAGGCAGCCGCCCCUGGGCUCGGCAGCCGCCACUGCUGUGGCAGCCCUGCACUGCGAAAGGCAUUGCAAGCCCUUGCAGAGGGGCCCUGUGGCUGAGCACUCCCCAGAACCCCAGCCUUUCCCCCCGGGCACCUCGUCCCAGGAGCACCCUGCACCCCCUGGCGCCUCCCAGCCCUGCCAGCCACCCGAGCACUUUCCCAGGGAAGAGGAUGGAGGGAAAAAGAAAGCCUGCUGCUGUGCCCAGGAACUUGAGACGUCGUUCACCUAUGUGGAUGAAAAUGUAAACCUGGAGCAUACAAGGAGUCCUUCCAGUCCUACAGACAGCCGCUGCCAGGAUGCCCCUCUGCAGCCGCGUUCCUACAGGGAGCUGCCACCUGAGUGGGUGCACGAUUCUCCUUCCCUGGUCUCUGAGGAGGACGAUGCUGCCUCGGAGACAGCAGCGGGGAAGUCCGUGGACUAUGGGUUCAUUAGUGCCAUUUUGUUCCUGGUCAGUGGCAUUUUGCUGGUGAUCAUUUCCUACGUGGUACCCAGAGAUGUGACUGUGGAUCCCAACACUGUGGCUGCCCGGGAGAUGGAGAGGCUGGAGAACGAGAGCGCUAGGAUCGGGGCUCACCUGGACCGCUGUGUUAUCGCUGGGCUCUGUCUCUUAACUCUGGGGGGAGUGGUGCUCUCCAGCUUGCUAAUGAUGUCCAUGUGGAAAGGGGAGCUGUACCGGAGGAGCAGGUUUGCGUCCUCCAAGGAGUCUGCGAAGCUCUAUGGGUCUUUCAAUUUCAGAAUGAAGUCUGGUGCAAACGACAAUACGCUCGAGCUGUCGUUAGUUGAGGGAGAUGUGCUUGCCAUAGAUAAUUAGUGUGGUCGUAAUUUUUAAGGCAGCAUUUCUACAGGAAAAUAUGUUUCAUUAAAGAAAACAGAUGCAGCUUAAGAUAGCUGGUGAUGCAGUUUAUUUGUCUGACGAGAAUGGUUUUUUCUUAAGCUCUAUAAUCAAAUGUUUGCAGUAUAUGAGCACUUGUUGUAAAGGGGAAACGUGCCAGAGAAAAUGCAACUGAUAGAAAAUAAUGAAAACCACUGAAUAAAAAAAGAUUUGUGAUAA
Molecule: messenger RNA, 1128 nt
Organism: Tauraco erythrolophus (red-crested turaco)
Lineage: Eukaryota; Metazoa; Chordata; Aves; Musophagiformes; Musophagidae
Source: RefSeq, a predicted model, not a curated record